UGCCGCUCUGUCCGCCCGCCGGGCGCCGCGAAGGAGGCGGUGGCGGGGCAGCACGGAGCGGACCGCGGGCUCGGCGUGAGGCGGUGGCGGCGCCGAGCCCAGCCCGGCCCGGCCCGGACCAGGAGGUGAAAGUCUUGAUCCCGGCUGAACUCGCUGCGGGGCCUGCGGGAGCAGUAUGGCCGCCAGCCUGUGGAUGGGGGACCUGGAGCCAUAUAUGGACGAAAACUUUGUUUCAAGAGCCUUUGCCACCAUGGGAGAGCUUGUUCUGAGCGUAAAAAUCAUUCGAAACAGGUUGACAGGAAUUCCAGCAGGCUAUUGCUUUGUAGAAUUUGCAGAUCUAGCUACUGCAGAGAAAUGUUUACACAAAAUCAAUGGGAAACCGCUUCCUGGUGCAACACCGGCAAAGCGAUUUAAGUUGAAUUAUGCGACGUACGGGAAGCAGCCAGACAACAGCCCAGAGUAUUCCCUCUUUGUGGGAGACCUGACCCCUGAUGUGGACGAUGGCAUGUUGUACGAGUUCUUUGUCAAGGUGUAUCCAUCCUGCAGAGGAGGAAAAGUGGUUUUGGACCAGGCAGGAGUAUCCAAAGGUUACGGGUUUGUGAAAUUCACAGAUGAACUGGAACAGAAAAGAGCUCUGACAGAGUGCCAGGGAGCUGUGGGCUUGGGCUCCAAGCCUGUGCGCUUGAGUGUGGCUAUCCCCAAAGCUAAUCGUGUGAAGUCACUGGAGUACAGUCAGAUGUACAGCUACAACUACAACCAGUACUACCAGCAGUUCCACAGCUACUACGCGCAGUGGGGGUAUGACCAGAACACUGGCAGCUACAGCUACAGCUACCCGCAGUACGGCUACACACAGAGCACCAUGCAGACAUACGAAGAGGUUGGUGAGGACGCGCUGGAAGCACCUGAAGCAGAAAGGAGACUUUCAUGUGGAGCUACAAAACAUCUGUCACUUGGAUUGUGUAGGGUUUGUGUUUUGGAAUCCAUGUUAAACAAAGUGUGGGAUUAUUUCUCUCAUGGACAGCUACAGGAAUAACCCUGCUUAAUUACCAUGUAAAGGAAGAUGAAAGCUGAGGACUCCGCCUGGCAAGGUUCAAUCUGCUUUUAUCUUCAGGUGCUAGAAGGCAAGACAACCAAGGCAGGUGGUACCACAGCUCAGCAGCGUUGUGUAAGUCUGGAAAAUUGCAUCAAGCUCCACAGCUGGGAGCUGGAAGAUUUCUGGCCCUGAGCCUGCAGUGUUUGUGAUUCCAGUGUCCCUCUUAUGAGGGUGAAGACGUGGUGAUGCUCCAGUUUGGGUUACUCUGAACUGAAAGGACUCUGGGAGUGCUGUUUUGCCACAGAGACUGAAGGGGCUUUUCCAGCUGCAGAGCUGGAAGGACGUGGGUGUUUGGCAUGAAAUGGUGGUUUCCACAGCCUAGGCUGGUGGCCCAUUGCCAUCAAUGGGUGGUUGAUUAAAAGCUUGACAGUAAGCAUGGGGGUGGCCAAGGAGAAAUUUCAGCUGGCUCCCAGCAGGAUGGAGAGGCUGAAACAGUUUCUCUAGCAGAUGUGGGGCAGUACCAGAGUUGAGGGGCCUGACAGUGAUGGUUUCUGUGUUAAAUUCUUGUUACUUAGACUGGUUUCAGCAGACAGGUUCCUGUGCUGCACUCCCAGAGGUACCAAACACCCUAAGAUGUUUCCUUGAAUCCUUUUGAGGAACAGAAAUCUUUGCCUCUGAUCUUGCAUCCCUGGUUACCAGCUCACUAAUCCCCAGCUUCUGCUGAGCAAGAUCUGAGAGAAAUUUUUACCUUCCAGCUUUGCUAUCUCCCAGCACAUAUUGUAAGCUUUCCAGAUACACCAGUUCCUGGGUUUGACUUGGGAUUUGCUUAGACAUGAAAUUAAUUCAGUGGCAGGAGAGUCUGACAGCUCUGGGUGGAGACGGGCAGAGCUAGCUCAGGACAUGGCACUUGGCACAGCUUGCUUUAGCUUUGGGCUUGGCUGGAGCAUUUCCUCAGGAAAUCACCUCUGCAUUUCCAGUGACUCUGCUUUUCCUCCUAAACAGUUACUCCCAGUCACAGUGGGUUUGCUGAGUGCAGUAAGAAGGGUUUGGGGAUGCUGUUUGGUACACAAUCCUGUUUUCUCAGCCAAUAGGAGACUGGGGAGGGAUCUCAUUAAUACUUGUAAUUACAUUCAUUACCAUUAAUGCUUAAAGGGCAGGUGUCAGGAGGAUGGAGCCAGACUCUUCUCAGUAGUGUCUAGUGACAGGACAAGGGGUAAUAGACACACACUGGAACCCAGGAGGCUCCAUCUGGACAGGAGGAGAAAUUUAUUUGGUAUGAGGGUGCUGGAGCACUGGAUCAGGCUGCCCAGAGAGGUUGUGGAGUCUCCUUCUGUGGAGACUUUCAAAACCCACUUGAACGUGUUCCUGUGUGAGUGACUCUAGGGUAUCCUGCUCUAGCAGAGAGUUGAUGCUCCUCAAAUGUCCCUUCUGACCCUCACCAUGCUGGGAUUCUGUGGCUCUGUGACAUUGUGCUGCUCCUGGUGGGAGAAUUUCUAGGACGAAAUCCGUGGUAGAUAGCAGGGUUAGGUGAUGGAGAGCUGUGUGUGGCUAAGGCUGCUUGUGUCCCCUCAGCAGACAGGGUCUCUGGGGAACCACUGGCACCGCAACCUGCCUGGGUCUCCAGCCCCCUGCCUGCUCUCCCUUAGCGCUUCCCUGUGGAUUGUCUGCUCCCGCUUGCCCACUGCUGGGAACUGCAGCCUCUUCCAGCGCUGGCUCCUCUCCCUCUGUUGGCUCUCGUCCUGUGCUAUAGGAGGGACUGAUGUGAGGCCCCCAGCCGUGCCAGGAGUUUUCUUCAGGGCUUCAUGGUCGAAUACCACAGACAGGCAGUGGGGUUUUCUUCUCUCUGGAUCUCCAUCCAUCUUCUCAUCUCCCACGCACCCAUGGUGUCACUCUCUGGAAUUCCUCCCCUUUAGCAUUUGUAAGAUUUUAAUCUCAAACACUCAAUGUUUACCAGGGUUUAAUUUUU
Messenger RNA from Pogoniulus pusillus (Red-fronted tinkerbird), 3002 nucleotides. RefSeq names its product tRNA selenocysteine 1 associated protein 1 (gene TRNAU1AP). Gene Ontology annotation, cellular component: nucleus. Gene Ontology annotation, molecular function: tRNA binding. Gene Ontology annotation, biological process: selenocysteine incorporation. NCBI's taxonomy places the organism in Eukaryota, Metazoa, Chordata, Aves, Piciformes, Lybiidae. Bases 176 to 1036 code for a protein of 286 amino acids. The transcript is spliced from 9 exons. The record is from RefSeq and is a predicted model, not a curated record.